UCUCUCGCUUCCGUGUGCGCGCGCGCUGGGGGGGCGGGGAAACGAGGGCGGCUUUUGCCUUGGGCCCAUUAGCUACUUGGCCCGGUACCGUGAAGUGCUGAUUCUAAAAACAAAUCACUGGAAUUGUAACGGUUUCUAUCCUUUUUGCCCUUUAGGUUGGCUUCGUUUUUUCAUCGGAAAUUAGGAGACUUGAUGUAAUUGCUGUGAAAUGGUCUUGUGAAAGCCCUGUAUGGUGACGUGAAGCAAACAUUGGGCCCCUGGGUCUCUCAGCUCUUUUUCUUUUAUUGUUUGAUAUUAAAUUGGCGACUGCUUGAGGUCGGCGCCCCUGAACGUUUCAGGGGCCCCCCUGUGCCAGGCUCUUAUGGUAAAGGAACAUGGACCCUAACAAUAGGGAGAAGGAUGACAGGCCUAGGCCAGCAAAGGCUUUACCUGUGCGGACUGGCCAUAGCUCCCGGCCUUCUAGUUCAACCACCUCCUCAGGGGUCCUCAUGGUGGGGCCCAACUUCAGAGUUGGGAAGAAGAUUGGCUGUGGAAACUUUGGGGAGUUACGACUUGGCAAAAAUCUUUACACCAAUGAAUAUGUGGCAAUUAAACUGGAACCCAUCAAGUCUCGCGCACCACAACUUCAUUUGGAAUAUCGAUUUUACAAGCAGCUUGGCAAUACAGCUGAAGGGCUUCCUCAAGUAUUUUACUUUGGACCUUGUGGAAAGUACAACGCCAUGGUUCUUGAACUUUUAGGCCCAAGUUUAGAAGAUUUGUUUGACCUGUGCGACCGGACGUUCACAUUGAAGACUGUGCUGAUGAUUGCAAUCCAACUGAUCUCAAGGAUGGAAUAUGUACACUCCAAGAACCUCAUAUACAGAGAUGUUAAGCCAGAGAACUUUCUUAUAGGGCGCCAGGGAAAUAAGAAGGAGCAUAUAAUCCACAUCAUAGACUUUGGACUAGCCAAGGAGUAUAUUGACCCGGAAACCAAAAAGCACAUACCUUACCGGGAACACAAGAGUCUGACGGGAACAGCUAGAUAUAUGUCCAUAAAUACUCAUCUGGGAAAAGAACAAAGUCGAAGAGAUGACUUAGAGGCUCUGGGGCACAUGUUUAUGUAUUUUCUGCGAGGAAGUUUGCCAUGGCAAGGAUUAAAGGCGGAUACACUGAAAGAGCGUUAUCAAAAAAUUGGAGAUACAAAACGGAACACCCCUGUUGAGGUGCUUUGUGAGAACUUUCCAGAGGAGAUGGCCACUUACUUACGAUAUGUGAGACGGCUAGACUUCUUUGAGAAACCGGAUUACGAUUAUCUACGUACACUUUUCUCAGAGCUUUUUGAAAGAAAAGGAUAUACAUUUGAUUGUGUUUACGACUGGGUUGGCAGGCCAAUUCCUACCCCAGGUGGAUCUGUGCAUGUGGAUUCUGGGACCUCUGCAAUAACCAGGGAGAGCCAUGCGCACAGGGAGCGGCCAUCACAAACACAGCCCUUGAGAAAUCAGACGGGCGUGCCAGACCGCAGAGGAGCUUGGGACUUGCAGGUCGGCCGGCAGGCUCAUCCCGCUUACCUGGUACCUCACCUGGCAUCAGACCGCCAUGGGGGAUCCGUGCAGGUAAUGAGUUCAACUAAUGGGCAGCUUAAUGCAGAUGACCAAACGGGAGGUCACUCCAAUGCACCGAUCACAGCGCAGGCCGAGGUGGAGGUUGUGGAGGAAGCAAACUGCGUGAAAAUGCUCAACUUGUGGUGCUGCUGUUUUUUUAAGAGGAAAAGGAAGAACCACUCUCAACGGCACCACAAAUGAGCUGCCAGAAUUUUCUGGAAGAGAUUAUUGAAUUUGACAUGCAGAGCUGCUCUGUAAAUGACUCCAGGGCAUUUGGGGAAAGAGUAUGCGGGUUCUAUGUGGCUUGUCAUUCAAGGGAAACAAAAAAAAAAGGCGAAAUAUUUAAAAAUGUCUGCAUUAAUCUGCUGCCAGCUCGCAAACGGUUCCUGAGACAAUAGGUGCAAUAAGGUUUAGCCCUCUAAAAGAGUGAUGAGAUGGAGGGUCGCGCCUACAAUUCUGAUGAGGGACUGGCAGGGACCAUGCCUUCACAAUACUUUGUAUUACCUGCAUUAAUUAAUGCACUCCUGAAUUGCCUGUUUCAACCCUAAUGAUUUAUACUCAUUGCCUAGGGCUGCACCUCAACUUCUUGUUUUACCUCCACCUUAACCAUGAAGACAAGAUGUUGGGUAAAAGAGUUGACUACUUUUUGAAGUUUGUUUUUAUUGUCGUCUUUUUAUUAUUAUUUUUUUUGGUCCCUCCUUUCAUGUUUCAUUUUUUUUUUCUCUUCAUCAAAAUAAAAUGUAGAGAAUUACUGAGCAUUCCAUGUUAGAUGGGCCACUUCAUGCAUGGUUAGAUGCCCCAAGGAGUCUCUGUUGCACUACUGGCUUUAAAGUAAAUAUACAUUUUAUAAGAAUUAUGUGCGCUCUGUCUGCUCUGCCGCACAUACUCUUCCGAGUGACACUCAGGAUGUAAAAUAUCGGAGCCCUGUCUCCCUGCUUAGCUUUAUGUAUACAGCAGAAACCCCUCACCCCCUACCCAAAUCAAACUGAGGAUUAAUAUUUAGUAUUGCUGCUUCAGGGGUGAAUCCAAUAGAAAUCACAAGGACUUGAUUCUAUGAAAGACAUUUCUAUGCUUGAAUUCCUGCUUUGUUUUCACAACUUUAUUAUUUUAACAGGAGCCUACGAACCUUUUCUGUCAUUUUAGCAUGGUAUUGUAGACAAUACCUUUCCUUAAAAACACAAUAUACUGUUUGAUUUCUUGAAUUAUUGUGGAGGGUAAGGCUUGUUUUUCCAUGUGUUAUAAGAUACACUGAGUUUUGAUGCAGAAAACUGUGAAUCUGUUUUCCUUGCUUUUAUGUAUCACUUUAAAAAAAAAAACAACUCCUUCCUAAUGCUUUCUUAUCCGACAGGCUGGUUCUAGGUCAUCAGCCCGUGGAGCUCCUACCUUGAUAGAUAGCUUACAACUCUAAAAAUCCCCUAUCUAUCUUAGCCGAUAGGGGUUGUUGGGUGUUGUAGUUAAACUGCAAUUGGAGUGCCAAGGAUCGUCUCUCCCUGUUAUAGAUGUUUACAUAAUGAACAAAUUGAAAAAUGAAAAUAAUCUAAAUCUGGUAAUACCUUGAUUAUAUAUAAAGCCCCGUACUUAAAGGUAAACAAAUUAUUGACUAAUAACCUUUUAAUUAGAGCCAGUCUUUUUCUAAUACAUUAAUCCUCAGCUGUUGGAGGAAAUACUGAGAAUCCAGCAUUAUGUACACUGAUGCAAUGCUCAUCUGACCCUGUGUAAGCCAUUGUUUGGCAGAAUUGAGGUUGGGUAACCCAUAGGCGAUCUCUGAACAGUGUCCCUACUGGUCCAGUGCCUUUUUUUUCUGCCAAGUGGUUGAAUACUAAAUUCCAAAAGCUUUGCAACAAGGAUACACACACCUCUUGAAGAUGCCUCUCUGGGUUGUGAGGUGAACCCGGGCCUUCCGUUAAUCUUUCUUUUACUUAGUCCUCUCCUCCAUUCAGUGUGGAUGGAUUACCCCUCAGGAAUCUUUUCACUUACCUGCAAUGUACAAAGACCACCCUUUCAAUGUAAUUUUUAUUUUACCUGUAUAUUUAAUUUAGAGCAUCGCAUUGCACUGUAGCUAUAAGGGGAAUUUUUUUAAAGCUUUUUUUUUUUUUUUCCUUUUAAAAACUUAAAUAAAUGUUUGGCUGUUUAAAAUUGUUGGUGAAGGUAUCUGAAACUGUUGCUUACCUGAUUAAAUGAAGGACUGUGUUUUAUCUUCUGCAAACAUUUAAUCACUUCUUAACGUGUGUAAACCAAGGCAGCAAUUGUUUCUGUUGUACUUCCCUAAGCUGUGUAUUUAUUUCUGCACCUCUGCAUUUGUGUGCGUUAGCUAGUGGCUAUAGGAUGGUGUAUUCAAAAUGACUACUUUGACAAAAUAAGCAGGAAAAGAAUACAGACACAAUCUUUUCAGAUCCAAACAUCUCUCUAGGAAUGUAAGUUACAUCAAUAGCAUUUUUAUUUAAAGGGGUUCUCCACCCAAAACUAAUUCAACUUGGCAAUAUAUAUUAAACUUUUUAAUUUUUUUUAGAUUUGUUUUAAAGUUACCCUAUUAAAAAGCAGUAUCUUUCUGCCUGUUUACAUACUCUGCA
Molecule: messenger RNA, 4150 nt
Organism: Xenopus laevis (African clawed frog)
Lineage: Eukaryota; Metazoa; Chordata; Amphibia; Anura; Pipidae
Gene: csnk1g1.S
Product: casein kinase 1 gamma 1 S homeolog
Exons: 13
Coding region: 375-1781 (468 amino acids)
Cellular component (GO): cytoplasm
Molecular function (GO): ATP binding; nucleotide binding; kinase activity
Source: RefSeq, a predicted model, not a curated record